AUGGCUUUUAAAAUUAACUCCUUAGGUGUUCAUGGUUGGGGCGACACGAGAAGUCUCAUCGUCCAGUUCAUAACUGGACGAUGGUUCGUCGUGUUCGCCUCUUUUCUAAUCAUGGCUGCCGCCGGAGCCACGUAUAUGUUUGCGUUAUACUCCGGCGACAUAAAAGAUGCACUUGGUUAUGAUCAAAGCACACUCAACCUCCUUAGUUUCUUCAAAGAUUUUGGUGCCAACGUUGGUAUUCUUGCCGGAUUAGUCAACGAAAUAUAUCCACCUUGGGUAGUUCUAACAAUAGGUGCUAUUCUGAAUUUCUUUGGUUACUUCAUGAUUUGGUUAUCAGUAACCAAAAAAAUAGCAACACCAAAAGUUUGGCAAAUGUGUCUUUACAUUUGCAUUGGUGCUAACUCUCAGUCUUUUGCAAACACCGGUUCACUUGUAACUUGUGUGAAGAACUUCCCCGAAUCUCGCGGCGCUGUUUUGGGAAUUCUUAAAGGCUAUGUUGGUCUCAGUGGCGCCAUCAUAACUCAGCUUUAUUAUGCUUUUUAUUAUGAUGACACAAAGUCUUUGAUUUUGUUGAUAGGCUGGCUUCCGGCGGCGGUGUCUUUCGCGUUUCUUCGAACCAUUCGAUACAUGAAACCUGUUCGACAAGUUAAAGAGAUUAAGGUUUUUUAUAAUUUCUUGUAUAUUUCACUUGGUCUUGCUGGUUUUUUGUUGGCGAUGAUUAUCAUAGAGAAGAAGACUAAUUUCACGCAGAGUGAGUAUGGUUUUAGUGCUGCAAUGGUUAUCUUCUUGCUUCUUCUCCCGCUUCUUGUUGUUUUUAUCGAAGAGAACAAGAUUUGGAAGAGUAAGAGACUCGCUUUGGUUGAUUCUUCACCGGUGAAAAUAGUGACGGAAACUGAAAAAGUCAACAAUGCUGUUCAUUCAGUUUCAGCUUCAACUCCAAUGAAAGAUCCAAGAUGGUUUGAGGAUGUGUUUAAUCCACCAGCAAGAGGUGAGGAUUACACAAUACUUCAAGCACUUUUCAGCAUUGACAUGUUGAUACUAUUUGUGGCAUGUAUUUCUGGUGUUGGUGGAGCCUUGACAGCGAUCGAUAAUCUUAAUCAGAUAGUUGUCUCACUUAUUUUAGUGGCGAGAACAAGAAAGUUUUACAAAGGGGACAUAUACAAGAGGUAUAGAGAAGAAGCUGAAAUGGUGGAAGUAAAGAAAGAGGAAGAAGCCAAAGUUGGUCAACCACAUGUGGUAACAUCUUAG
Molecule: messenger RNA, 1248 nt
Organism: Vicia faba (fava bean)
Lineage: Eukaryota; Viridiplantae; Streptophyta; Magnoliopsida; Fabales; Fabaceae
Source: the annotation of a GenBank genome assembly